CUUCUCGUGCAAUUCUCGCCCGCUUCUCUGCUCGUGGUUGCGCCCCCCCCCUCUCCCUAGAUCUCUCGAUCUUCCGUUUCAGAGCUAGCCGUUUGAUCGUUAGGGUUCCGGUCUUCUUAUCCUCUCGUCCUCUUUGCCGCUGUUAAAACUAGUAUAAAGAAACCCUCGGCUUUUUUCGUCUGAUAUCAUUCGGCCUCUCUGAUCUGUAUUUUCGUGGGUGCUUUCGCUUCAUCCCUAGGGUUUUGUCGAAGCUUUUAAUCGUACUGUUUUGGUUUCUCCUGUUCUUCUGGUUAGGGUUCUUACGCAGAGGCUUCGUUCUUUGCUAUCUUUUUGAUCCAUUGCUUUUCUUUCUGUCUCUAAAUCGCAGGGGACCUUCUCUUACCUCUUUUUCCGUCUCGAUUUUCAGAUCCGUAUCUCUCUUUCUCUCUCUUCAAGCCAACCCUGCAUAGACCUCUCAAGAGCAGAACAAAAGCUGUCGCCCUCCUUUUCCUCCAUUAAAAGAGCUUCAUCUUGUGCUUCUUCUUCUCCUGAGGUGAGGUGGGGAUUAAGUUGCUCCUCAAGCUUCGGGGGUUAGGCUUUUCCUUUUCUUAGAACCUUACUGCUUCUUUUGGGGGGGUAGCCGGGGCCUCGGCCUCGGCUUUUGGCAAAGCCCCCGCCCUCACAACCUCUCUUCUGGACCCUUUCUAACAAAACCGGGAAGAGAUGCCUGCCCUAGCAUGUUUCGACCAAGCCAUUGCAGCUCUCCCCCCUGCUUUUGCUUUCUCUUUAGCUGGGGAAAGCUCUCUUCCCGGCUUGUCACCGUUGCUGGAGAAUGGAUUUUCAGGCCAAGAUUUGCCUGAAAAAGACUUCUCCGAUGAGGUGACAAACCCUAACAUUGGCGGGCUCUGGUCUCCGGAGCUGUCUGCCUCUCUGUACAGGAUCAACGGCUGGGGCGCUCCUUACUUUUCCAUCAACGGCUCCGGCAACCUCUCUGUAAGGCCACAUGGCCUCGAGACCCUCCUUUUUGAGGAGAUCGAUUUGAUGAAGGUCGUGAAGAAAGCGGUUGACUCUAGAUCUAAUGGCGGACUCGGCCUGCAACUCCCGCUUAUCGUGCGCUUGCCUGACGUGUUGAAGCACAGGAUCGAUUCGCUGCAGUCGGCCUUUGACUCGGCGAUUCGAUCACAGUCAUACGACUCGCAUUACCAGGGCGUUUACCCGGUCAAAUGUAACCAGGAUCGCUCCAUCGUGGAAGACAUCGUCGCGUUUGGUAGGUCCCAUCGUUUUGGGCUCGAGGCCGGGUCAAAACCCGAGCUUCUCCUCGCCAUGAGCGCGCUCUGUAAAGGUAGCCCUGAAUCCUACCUCAUAUGCAACGGCUACAAAGACGAAGAGUACAUCUCUCUUGCCUUAAUGGCGAGGAAGAUGGGGCUUGAUACUGUCAUCGUUUUGGAGCAAGAAGAGGAGGUCGAUCUGGUCAUUGAAAUCAGCAAAAAGCUUUCUGUGAGGCCAGUGAUUGGAAUCAGAGCAAAGCUCAGGACGAAGCAUUCUGGCCAUUUCGGCUCGACCUCUGGUGAAAAAGGCAAGUUCGGUUUAACAACUCUGGAAAUUCUUGGUGUGGUCCGAAAGCUCAGAGGGGUGGCCAUGCUCGAUUGCCUGCAACUCUUGCACUUCCACAUUGGCUCUCAGAUCCCAUCAGUUUCUCUACUAGGCGAUGGUGUCGGUGAGGCGGCCCAGAUAUACUGUGAGCUCGUGCGCCUUGGUGCCGGAAUGCGAGUGAUCGAUAUCGGUGGUGGCCUUGGCGUCGACUACGAUGGCUCAAAAUCCUCUGCAUCGGAUAUGUCGAUUGGUUACACUCUUGAGGAAUAUGCAGCCACCGUGGUCCAAGCCGUGCGCUAUGUGUGCGAUCAAAAGUUUGUUAAGCACCCAGUUAUCUGCAGCGAGAGUGGCCGUGCGCUUGUGUCGCAUCACUCGGUGCUUGUGUUUGAGGCUACUGCUGCAAGGGAAGUUGCCACACCGGGCCUAGAUCUUUCUUAUUUGACAUUGGGGCUCAGCGACGACGCUCGAACUGAAUAUGGCAAUUUGAUGGGUGCGGCGAUGAAGGGUGAGUAUGAGCUGUGUUUGGUGCACGCGGAGCAGCUGAAGCAGCGCUGUGUGGAGGAGUUCAAGCUCGGGUCGUUCGCGCUCGAGCAGCUUGCUGCUGUGGACAUGCUCUGCGACCUGCUCUCGCACGCCAGCCAACAGGCUGAUAGCGUUCGCACCUACCAUGUCAACCUCUCCGUCUUCUCCUCCAUUCCUGACUUCUGGGCCAUUGAGCAGCUGUUUCCGAUCAUGCCCAUCCAUCGCCUGGAUCAAAGGCCGAGCAUCAAUGCCAUUUUGUCCGAUCUCACCUGCGAUAGCGAUGGUAAGGUGACCAAAUUCAUUGGCGGAGCGACGAGCUUGCCACUGCACGAGUCGCGACCGGGUGAGCCCUACUAUUUGGGCAUGUUCCUGGGUGGCGCCUACCAGGAGGCGCUGGGUGGGCUCCACAACCUGCUUGGGAGCGCCAGCGUGGUGCGUGUGGUCGGGAGCGAUGGCGGAGGGCAGGCAUUUGCAGUGACCGGGGCGGUUCCCGGGCAGUCGUGUGCUGAUGUGCUGCGGGCAAUGCGGCAUGAGCCGGACUCGAUGUUUGAGGCGCUCAAGUGCAGGGCCGAGGACUGCUUCAUGGGGGAGUCGGUGGCGCGCACUCUGGCGUGGUCCUUCAACGCGAUGCCUUACCUUCGGCACGGCGCCACCACGGCGGCUGGCGAUGAGCACGAGUGGGGGGGCUACGACUAUUACUAGACUUGGCCACUGAGUUACGAAAUAAGUGAUUUGGGAACCGUCGCCCGUUGCUUCUCGUUUUGCCGUUGCCCUUGAUGGGCUUAGUAUUGGAGCGAGAGCUUGUGUUUUUAGGGCUGCUACCCCCAGUCCUGUCUUUUUAUUUUUUAUUUUUUUGUAUUUGAUUUUAGUUGCGUCUUUCCCUUUUUUCGUUGACGUUGGUCGCCGUGAUGUAAUAAGCGUCUGUGGACUAACGUUAUUCGUGGGAAAAGAAAGGAAAAAAGCUCGCUCUUAAUUUUCAAUAAUUCCUUUGUUUUUAGAAUCAA
Molecule: messenger RNA, 3098 nt
Organism: Amborella trichopoda
Lineage: Eukaryota; Viridiplantae; Streptophyta; Magnoliopsida; Amborellales; Amborellaceae
Gene: ADC2
Product: arginine decarboxylase 2
Biological process (GO): spermidine biosynthetic process; L-arginine catabolic process
Molecular function (GO): arginine decarboxylase activity
Source: RefSeq, a predicted model, not a curated record